This is a messenger RNA of Lates calcarifer (barramundi perch), 1136 nucleotides long. RefSeq lists its product as uncharacterized. The transcript has 7 exons. NCBI's taxonomy places the organism in Eukaryota, Metazoa, Chordata, Actinopteri, Centropomidae. The record is from RefSeq and is a predicted model, not a curated record. Bases 185 to 925 code for a protein of 246 amino acids.
GCGACAGAGAGAGGAUGAAGAGGAGACAGCAGCACUCAGGUAUCUGAGCGACGGCCUCACAUGAAAUGAGGCCCCCAUCUCAUCGUGGACCCUACGAGCAGCACAUGCUCUGUGUUUAGACCGGGUAUCUGUAUUUAAAGCUGAAGGUACCUCUGUUGAUCCAGAUGACCGAUCACCAGAUGAUAUGGAGACGACAUCAUCAAAUCCUGAUGGCGACACACAGGAGUCAGACUCAGACCAUCAGACACUCUCAGUGGAGUGUCCAAAAUGUGGGAGCAACAUUCAGGUGCCGGUUGAUGCUGGGGUGGAGGUCACAGAUAAAUAUCAGCCAGCCUCCUCCAACCAGAACAGGACCUGUGGAGAGGACUGGGUGUCACUGAGUGAGGACCAAGUGAACCUGGACGAGGUCUUACAGGAACUGAGAGGCUUGAUACCAGAUCAACUGUAUUCAUCAGCUAAAUCUCCAUCGUCAUAUUCAUGCUGUACCUAUAAAGUGAAGCUCUACAGUGUUGUCACUGGUAAAACCUUUGGUGCUGAUGACGUCAUACUGGAGCAAGUAAAGAAUAAAAGAUGGACAGCAACACUGAUGGAGGUGACCACAGAUCCUCAGGACUGCUACGUCAUCAUUGUCUUCUGUCCAAUCACGUCUCGUGUUGGAUCAGAUGUGGAGGCAGCCAUGAGACGUGAGGAAGUGUCUCAGAGUCAGAAACCUGUCAUCUUAGUGAUGAUGCAUCACACCAGAGAAGUCGACUAUUCACCUGAUGGAAGAAAAUGGUGUGAAAAGUAUCGAAACGUCGUCUCUGAGGUUCAUGUUCUCUUCCAUGAGACUCAGCCGGGCUUACUGAGAUGUGACAGGAAUGAUCAGGCAUUUGAACAAAUUCAAAAUGAGGUGCACAAACACAGUAAAGGCAGACGGCCUUGGUGACUUUCUGGUCUGGAUGUGGAACAAAAAGCAACAAACAAUGAAGUAAAGAAAGCAGCAGGAUGGUGAGAUUCAUGUUAGUGAUCAAUGACAGAAACAGAGAAACACAGUUUGACCUUCUCCUGAGUGAAUCUGAUUUAAUAUCACUGAUCACAGCUGCUUCACACUGUAUUUCUGCUCUAUAGUUACUGAGUGUCUUUCCUCUUUUUUAUUC